GCACCCAAAGCGUCCUGUUAUGCAACAACUGACCUACUAACAUACAUUUAGAGACUCGGAGAGAGAAGCAAAGAGAGAGAGAGAGGGAGAGAGAGAGAGAGAGAGAGAAAGAAAGGAGUAAACAGAAAAAGGGAGCAAGAGAGAGAAGAAGAGAGAGGGGAAUUGGAGCAAGUCACUAACAUGAUAUGAGGAGCGCACGGAAAUCAAGCAUCACUGUGUUCAUAGUCCUGCACGUACCUGCACUAAUCGGAGAGCCUAUGUUUUGGAAGUGACGGUCGGUGUGUGACCGGCCCAUGCGCAAAGCGGAUUGUUGACGGGAAGCGGGAUUGCCUGUGCCCCAAGUGGAUUGUUUUUUAUGCAAAAAGCCUCUCAUCUCCCAGUUAACUGCAGAGAGAAGAGAGACAGGAGGAGGCAGCGACGGUCCCCAAGAGACUGACAUGCUGAGGUAGACGGGCCGACCUACAUCCUGCUGUUUGAGUGAAGAUCUAGGACACUUCUCUGCCAGCUUAGCUCAGUGUACAUUUCCUGUGCUAAACAUUUGACAAGCAGCAGCAGAAGAACAGGAGGAAAAAACUGUAUCACCCACAGAGUUGUAGACUGUGGGUUUUUCCCCUCUUCAUAUUCAAGACUGAUGUGAUCCACUUAGGGUCUCCGAUAUUUUGAAGAGCCUGGACACGGAACUAAAAACCCUUUAAGUGGAUAAAUGAGGGUUGCUACUGCUGAGCUCCAUCUCAACUAAUUUGGACACAGGAGUACCCUCUGGCAAUUUAGACUGAAUAUUCCAUAGACAAGAACUUUGAGAGAAAACUCAAGAGAAGAAAAAAAGGGCGCCUUCUCCCUUUGACCUCUGACUUGGUUUACCACCAGUUGUCUAAGCAACAUUUCAAGCUGGCUGCCAUUAGACAAGAAUGGAAAAUCUGACUUCAGCACUCAAAACAUUAAACAAAACCUCAGGGAAUAACAUUAACUGCCUUGAGACUUUCAACAAUUAUGAAGAGUCUCUACCUGGUGUAACAGGGACUUCACCUCGUAUGGGGCGACUUGUCAAACCCAAACCCAAUAUGACCUGCAGACGAAAACGAGAGUUCAUUUCUGAUGAAAAGAAGGAUGCCUCUUAUUGGGAGAAACGUCGUAAGAACAACGAGGCAGCCAAGCGCUCCCGGGAGAAGCGACGUCUCAAUGACAUGGUUCUGGAGAACCGUGUUAUUGCACUGAACGAUGAAAAUGUCAGGCUCAAGACAGAGCUGCUCCAACUGAAACUGCGCUUUGGUCUUAUAAGCACUGCCUCCUACAUUGAAAAGAGCCAGCAGAUUGGAGGGGGUAACAACACAGGAAAUGGAGGCGCUUCAUCCUCCACAACCUCUUCUACUCCGUAUUACUCCAGUGGUUACUCCAGCGGCUCUCAGGUGAUGAUCAAUUCUGACUCAUCUGAAACAGAGCAGUCAGGACGGAGUGAGGGCCACAGGCAGCUGGUGAAAUACUCCCCACGUGGUUCCCUGUCUGACAUGUCUGAUGGUUCCUCCAGGGACAGCCCCGAGCCAAUUCCCUUUGAGAUCAAACAGGAGGGUGACAGGUUGGAGAUGGACAUUGCCAAUGGCACCACCACUCAGAUCAUGUUCAACAUUCACCGUGGUUUAUCCUCUGUACCCACUCACCACCAGAUCCAGCAGCAUUCUCAGGAACUGGAGGUUGCAUAUCAAAGCCAGCAGCAGCAGCACCACCUUCACCAACAACCACCAACUCAUCAGGAGCCUGUUACUGCAGUCAACACUGUUAGCCAGCCAGCCCCUCACCCAGCUGCUGCCCAAACAAGCGUCAUUUUGUACAGCUCCACCAGUGCCUCAUAUCACAUGGACACCCUGACUAGGCCUCAAGAUAUAGAUCUGCAGGCAGUGCAGAAGCAGAACAGCAGCAACAGUCAGACAUGUAUCAGUCGUCUACCCCAGACCAACACAGAAAACUCCACCGAGACACUGGCUGAGGUGACAAAACAGCUGGAGAGGAAGACUUUAGACUCUCCUCCAUAUGAGCUUGCAGACAGCCGUAAUGAGGUUGGAGACAGACAGGUGGUCAGAGCUUGCCAACUUCCACAGAAGCACCUACAGCAGGAGCAGCACCAGCAGGAGAGUGAUUCCGCUGCAGAGCUCCUCCACAAACAAAUGGAGCAGGUCAAUCACACUCACUUGUACCACCAUUUCCAACAGCCUCAUUCAUACCUCAGUACCCAAGAUGAGGAACCACCUGAGCUAACCUUUGAGGGUGGGCCUGGGAAUGAAGCUUACUACCAAGUACAGUCAAGUUCCCCCAGCAAAGACACAUCAUCCAGCGAUGGAGAUCCUCGCAGCUCGGACAAAGAGGCCUCCACGGAUGACGACGAGUCCCCCUCCUCAUCCUGCUCAGAUAUGGGCAGCUAUCAUAAUCAACAUCUUUCUGGCCUCCACCAGCCUACAUCACCUCUGCACCCAUCCCAUAGCUGCUCUCAGGCCCAGGCUCGGGACCCCCAGGGGGAGGUGAAGGGCACAGCAUUGCCCCACAAACUAAGACUGAAACAUCGUGCCAUGAGCACGGGGAGCAGUGGCAGCAACUGCUCUGGCCAGGAAUCUCCGACGACCCCUCCCUCUGCCACACCACCUCCUCUUCCCCAGCAUCCCUACUUAUCCCUCACACCACAACAGAACAUUAAGAGCCUGAGUGGAGCUUGUAAGCAUGGGGCCUCAGGGGAAGGGACAAGGAGAGAGAAUGGGAAAAAGGAGGCAGGUGGACGACGAAACAAGAGGAGAGACUAGGUGACAAUUACUGUUAGAGCUUGUCACUAAUUAAGCAAUUUCAAACGCUUGAUUUAAAAAAAACGAAAACAAUAUCCCCUGUUGAGAAAUACCCAGCCAUCAUGCCUUUGCCCUAUAAUCAAAUUCACAUCUUGAGCCAUUGGGACAAAAAGUCGGGAUGCAUUUGUAGCCCCCUUUAAUGUCAUCAAAAAGGCUUGACAUCUUGUAGGGCUGUAUUAUAUUUGUAAAUAUUGUAUAGAUUUGUCAUUUCUUACAUCUUCUCCAUAUUUACAGAAGCACUUUUGUUUAUGUGAUGAGAGGAGGAAUGGAACUGACUCCUUUUUCUAUUUGUCAUCCAACACUGGCACACCAGUGACAGCAUAGUUUUAAUCACUUACAAACAAGAAUGUAGGAAAAUUAAAAGUUUUAAGCUUUAUCAUUGCUAUAAAUUUGAAACAUAUCUGACUGUAGACAAACAUACACAUGUAUGGCUAUCUGCCUUAAUAAAAAUCAAAUGCAAGUACACUGGGGACAUUCCCUUGACCAAAGAAGAACCAACAUCACCAAACACUACAAAUACUAAAGUUCCAUGCCUCUUCCCAGACGCUACCUCUACCAGCCUGUACUCUCCCCACCCAUCAACAUUAUCUCACAAGAGAUCACUAUCAUCUUUAUUUUUUAAGCAGUUGGUUUUGUAUAAUACUGAAAUAUAUGAAUAUAUGUAUCUAUUAUAAAUAUAUAUUUUACAAAUAAAUUUGAAUACAAAUUCAACAAAAAUGAGACAAACGUGCAUUGAUAAAAGGAUUUUGAAAGUGACCGUCCUAUUAUCAAUCCCAAUUACUGUACAGCCACAUUGUCUACUGUUCCUACAGGACCCAUUCAAAAAUGCCUCUCUUUUGAUUGUUAAGCUUUGCAUUAAUGUCAUUUGUUAAUGCCCUGUUUACACAGAAUUGGCCAUCCGGUUUGGAGCGGCAGCAGCACUGAAUGGAGAUCAUGUUGUUUCCUGAGGCAACCGCCUCAUUAAAAUGUUUGGAUUUCUUAACCUUUAACCAGCCUUUAAAUACUUGGUGGAAUUCACCAGCUGCAGGCUAGAUGCCUUUACCUUAUUUGAGCUUUAUCAACCAUAUCUUGAUGUUGUUACCAUUCACUGGCCCAAUGUAUUUAUUUCCCUCUUCUCCAUAUGGUCAUCACUGUAAAAAAAUAAAUAAAUAAAUAAAGCCCACAGGGACAUAGACCACGAAUGUGUACAGACCUUUAAAGACACAAACUGCAGCCUUGAGUUUGAACAGUAAAGUAGGCAUUUGAUCUCUGGGGUAAAAGUAGGAGGAAAACCAUAGCUAUGUAAACACACUACAAUGCACUGAGGUCUGAACAGGAGGAAACCAAAAAAAAAACAUGAGUUCCUCUUAUUUACAGAUAUAAGGAGACAGCCCUCCAUAGUUACCUUAUAUUUACCGGCAUGCAAUUUGGUUUUGUAGUGUGACCAAGCAUUGCCUCUGAGGCUCAUACAAGACUCAAGAAUUACAUUUAAAUAACUAAAUGAAUUAAUGCAAAGUAAAAGAUAAACACUUAAUGUCUCUAUAAUGUCAUUUGGAGUUAAUGUUAAAUGCUAAAAUUCUCCUUUAAGCAACAGAACAGAUAAUCGGAGUCUAAAAAUAAUGAAGAAAAGGACUUGAGUGCCUCUGGUAUCCAUGCCAGAGGUUAUUCAUCCCACUUAUUGUAGUUCUGCUAUUGGGCAGUGAUAAAGUUCCUGCACUGGAUCCUAGUUGAAGAAAGUCUAUGUACCGUGUUUGGCUUUUUGGUGCCUGUGUAUAAAUGUAAAGAUGCCCUAUCCCUGAACAACACUGUAAUAUUUUGUUUUUUUGUUUAUUUUCCAUCAGUUUUAUAUCCUCUUUUUUUUUUUGCAAGGUGUUGUUCCGUUUUCCCCUCUACUGUGUCUUUCUCCUAUUGACUGUGAUGACAUGUAUUUGCCUCAUUCCUCCUCCCCCUCCCCUUUUUUCAGUGUGUAUUAAUCAGUAAUGUUUGUGGUUUUGCUGAUGGUUUUAUGAAAAAGACAAGAGGAAU
This is a messenger RNA of Sphaeramia orbicularis (orbiculate cardinalfish), 4829 nucleotides long. It is a transcript of the gene nfil3-2, whose product is annotated as nuclear factor, interleukin 3 regulated, member 2. The transcript has 2 exons. Lineage: Eukaryota; Metazoa; Chordata; Actinopteri; Kurtiformes; Apogonidae. The record is from RefSeq and is a predicted model, not a curated record. Gene Ontology annotation, biological process: regulation of DNA-templated transcription; circadian rhythm. The coding region runs from base 909 to 2786 and encodes 625 amino acids. Gene Ontology annotation, cellular component: nucleus. Gene Ontology annotation, molecular function: DNA-binding transcription factor activity; DNA binding.